Molecule: messenger RNA, 799 nt
Organism: Macroventuria anomochaeta
Lineage: Eukaryota; Fungi; Ascomycota; Dothideomycetes; Pleosporales; Didymellaceae
Product: ribosomal protein L11
Exons: 2
Coding region: 40-573 (177 amino acids)
Biological process (GO): translation
Cellular component (GO): mitochondrial large ribosomal subunit; ribosome
Molecular function (GO): structural constituent of ribosome; large ribosomal subunit rRNA binding
Source: RefSeq, a predicted model, not a curated record
CCAUAGACGCAGUUAGACAUCCAUCAUAAACAAUACACAAUGGCGAAGAAAGCGAUACAAAAAGACCAGAUCGUCAAACUGAUAGUCGGCGCGGGCCAGGCAUCACCUUCGCCACCCGUCGGUCCCGCGCUGGGUAGUAAGGGAGUGAAGAGCAUGGAUUUCUGCAAAGAAUUCAAUGCGCGCACAGCACACUACAACCCCGGCACACCGAUACCCGCACGCAUCACCGUCCGACCCGACCGCUCCUUCCACUUCUCUCUACGCACGCCUCCCACAGCAACGCUCCUCCUUUCUGCUGCCGGCGUUGCGCCGACCAGGAGUAAGAUUCGUGGCGCGGGAAAUGUACCAGGGCCGAUGAAUAACCAUGAGGGGCAGAAGGGAAAGACAAGUACUAGCAGCCCAACGGUUGGCAAUGCGGUGAAGGGGACGGUGGGGACGGUUAGCUUGAAGCACGUUUAUGAGAUUGCGAAGAUUAAGCACAGCGAGACAAGACUUUCGGGAUUGAGCCUGGAGGGAAUUGCAAGAAGUGUUGUUGGGCAAGCAGGGAGUCUGGGCGUCGUCGUUGUGCCAUAGAUGUAGAAGGGGAUUGUCUGUGGAUUUGUACGAUCAAGGAUGUGACCUGGCGUAAAGAGAUUUCUCGUUGCAUGAAGCAGGACUUCCGUGCGGAGCCCGCACAUUACUGGAAGUGCAGGAGCGGCCUGCUGUCUAUGAGGUUUUGUACGAGAUGUGUGUAUCUAUGAUUGAAGCAAAUCAUAGCAUCUGAAAUGGAACGAUUCAUGCGUGUUUCCGGUAAGGUGGC